UUCACUGACCACACUACAAUGGUGCAUACGUGUAUGUAUCGAAAACUAUUAAAAAAAUGUUUUCUUCCACGCUAUGUUCACAGAGAUCAAAGUAGAAUUCAACCUGUGUUAUUUGUUGAACUACGACACGUCUUUUAAAUGAUUCAUGUGGGGUUCAUGUGCGGUGGUUCAUACCCCCAUUCAAUAAGAAUAUAAAUUAAAAUAAGACAUGACUUAAAGGUCUUAGUUACAAGGUCAUAAAAUCCCUUAAAAAAAACGGACUUUUUGGCGGGAACGCGAGGAGUGAAGUUGUGAUUUGUUAAUAAUUUGUCCAUAUAAUGUUUCUCCGGAUUAAAAUGUGUAAUAUCGGUGCUUUAUUAACUGUUUAGUAUCUUUGAAAGUACAAAUGUGGGAAAAUGAAACAAAGCCGCUGAACUUCUCGGGAUCCUCCGAUUCCAUUCAUAUGAUUAUUGGACCGCAGCAAUCAACUUAAAAAUAAUAAUAGAAUAGUUGUAUAAUAUUUACUUAGUCUUAUAAAAUUAAAGAAGUAUGUACGGCCUAAGCACUGUUUCUAGUAGUAUCGUUGAAAAAUAUUUAUAAAAAAUCAUGAGUACUUUGUAUGAAACCUAAAAAACUAUAUUAGACAAUAAUUAAAAUAAUAAUAUUGUCAAUAUGGAUCAAGACAACAGGGUAGUUGUGUUGAUUGAUAUGGAUUGUUUUUAUUGUCAAGUUGAAGAGAAACUGAACCCAGAACUGAAAGGAAAACCAAUUGCGGUGGUGCAAUAUAACCCUUGGAAAGGUGGAGGAAUAAUAGCAGUGAACUAUGUUGCGAGGGAUUUGGGAGUAACAAGACACAUGAGAGGUGAUGAGGCCAAAGAGAAAUGUCCUAACAUUCAGCUGCCUUCAGUUCCUUGUCACAGAGGAAAAGCUGAUAUAUCAAAAUAUCGAGAUGCUGGAAAAGAGGUAGCCAGAGUUUUGCAAAGAUUCACAGCUUUGUUAGAAAGAGCUUCAAUAGACGAAGCAUACCUUGAUAUUUCAGUGCCAGUGCGCGAAAGACUAAAAACAUUAAAUAUAGGUUCAGUAACUAAAGAAACGUUACCGAAUACCUUCGUACUGGGCUACGAUUCAAUAGAAGAGUUUAUGUCUGACGUACUCACGGGUGGUGCAGACUCAAUAGAUUUUGAUUUCGAAGACGCCAAACAGCUGCUGGUAGGUGCUGUCAUUGUGAGUGAAAUAAGAGCAGCAGUCUAUGAAGAAACAGGUUUUCGAUGUUCGGCCGGUAUAGCUCACAACAAGAUCUUGGCGAAGCUGGUGUGCGGCAUGAACAAACCCAACAAACAGACAAUACUGCCCAAACAUUCCAUUGAUAUUCUUUACAGCACGCUGCCAGUGAAAAAGGUUAAACACUUAGGAGGAAAGUUUGGCUCCAUGGUAUGCACGACACUAAAGAUUGCUACAAUGGGCGAACUAAAGAAGUUCUCUGUGAAGGAAUUGCAGAAGAAGUUUGAUGAGAAAAAUGGAGCUUGGCUGUACAACGUGGCGCGCGGCAUAGACCCGGAGCCGGUUCAGGCCAGGUUUAACCCGAAAAGUAUUGGGUGCUGCAAAAAUUUUAAAGGCAAAUCCGCCCUCGUCGAUGUGGACGCGCUCAGGAGAUGGCUCAAGGAACUCGCCGACGAAAUAGAAAAUCGGCUCGAUAAAGAUGCUCUAGAGAACAGCCGGACGCCGAGACAGAUGGUCGCCAGCUACUCCGCGCAGCUCCCGGGAGGCGGGGACUCCGCCGCGUCCAGGUCCUACAACUUUCUGCCUGAUGAUGACUUAAACGGAGACUUCAUGUCCAAUAAGGCGUUUGAACUUGUCAUGGACGGCUCCGAAGGAUACAAACCCAAAGAUGUUGAAGACAACAGGAAACUGAAAGCGCCCAUAGUUUUUUUGGGAAUAAGCGUAGGUAAGUUCGAAGAUAAUUCUGAAACGAAGAAAUCAAAGAAGAUCAGGGAUUACUUCGAAACUGGAGCUUCUAAGGACAUUACGAACAAAGACAAUAAAGUAUCUUCAUUAAAGUCCGAGGAGCUGUGUACGACCGCGCCGCUGGGAACUAACCAUUGCAAAGCGAAGACGCUAGAAUCGAAAGGAAAAAAAACUGCAGACAAAAGUUACAUAAUAAAUAAAUUCUUUAAAGAAUCCAACAUAAAGACGGAAGCCAAUAUAAUUGAAGAACAAACUGCGCCCUCAGCAGAAUAUAAGGCGAAAUGUGACUCCGUACUAGAGACCAGCUUAGACAGACAAGAAUCGUUCUUUGCUAAAAUUCUAAACGAUAAGUUUAAGGAAAAUAGAAAUGUACUGAAUUCAAAGAGUGACACAGUAAUCAAACCGUGCACGCCGGUCUGUGACGUCAUCGAGCGUGGCGAAGACAGUGACCAGUCGGAUUAUUCACGAUCGACCAUUAACGAUGAAAUCAAUAAAAGUAUUGCGCUGUUCGAUGAAGAUCCUCAGGACGUCCAACGUGUGGCCAGGACUAGGGAAUUGCUCAAAUCUAAUGUUGAAGUAGAAAUUGGGACAGCCGGCAUUGACGUCGCCGGUCAGUCUGUGAGGGGUGAGGAGAACUACAGUUGUCCUGAAUGCGGUAAAGCCGUACCCGUCGGAGAUCUAGGAACCCACGCCGACUAUCAUCUCGCUUUGAACCUAAGAGACGAAGAGAGGCAAACGAUUCGACUAGAGCGAGAUCAGUUUGAAGCGCGAAUUCCUGUUGAAGAUAAAAAGAAAAAGAAACCUCCGGACGAUAUUAAUAAAACUGAAAAUACAAUAGCAAAUUUUUUCGUCAAAAUCAACGAAAACGUACCGACGGAAACGUGUUCCGAGUGUGGGAGAAAAGUGCAGUUAGAUAAGUUUUCCGAACAUCUGGACUUCCACGAGGCUCAGAGAAUUAGUCGAGAGCUCAACAAGAAGGUUACGGUGAAAAUAGGAAGUGGCGAGAAAAGAAAAAGAAAGUCGCCCGUUCAUAAAUCCAAAUUGCCUUGUAAAUCUAUAACAUCAUUUUUUAAAUAAUUGUGAGAUUAAUAAAAUGAAAUUAAAUUUCAA
Messenger RNA from Bombyx mori (domestic silkworm), 3054 nucleotides. It is a transcript of the gene DNApol-eta, whose product is annotated as DNA polymerase eta. The coding region runs from base 652 to 3021 and encodes 789 amino acids. The transcript has 8 exons. NCBI's taxonomy places the organism in Eukaryota, Metazoa, Arthropoda, Insecta, Lepidoptera, Bombycidae. Gene Ontology annotation, molecular function: damaged DNA binding; DNA-directed DNA polymerase activity. Gene Ontology annotation, cellular component: nucleus; replication fork; site of double-strand break. The record is from RefSeq and is a predicted model, not a curated record. Gene Ontology annotation, biological process: response to radiation; error-prone translesion synthesis.